Penicillium atrosanguineum is the source of this 4338-nucleotide messenger RNA. RefSeq names its product putative ABC multidrug transporter. NCBI's taxonomy places the organism in Eukaryota, Fungi, Ascomycota, Eurotiomycetes, Eurotiales, Aspergillaceae. Gene Ontology annotation, molecular function: ATP hydrolysis activity; ATP binding; ABC-type transporter activity. Gene Ontology annotation, cellular component: membrane. Bases 1 to 4338 code for a protein of 1445 amino acids. The record is from RefSeq and is a predicted model, not a curated record. Gene Ontology annotation, biological process: transmembrane transport. The transcript is spliced from 8 exons.
AUGCCCGGUCCUCUUCACUCUCGUCCACAUCCUUCCUCUUUUGUUUCCGGCCAGGAUACACCGACUGGGGAACAUGGCCCGAGAGUGCAGGUUUCCCACGAGGAUGAGGAUGCUAUCGCCGAUAUUCACCGCACUCUGACGGAGAAGAGUCUUUCGGGCGUACAUCAGGAGUAUCCAGAACCUCAUUCGUCGUUUGACAAGUUCCUGGAGGAACAGGUUCAAGGUGGCAAGAAACGGUCUAAUCUAGGUGUCUGCUUCCAAUCGGUCUCGACCUGGGGCGAGGGUGAUGGCCACGCCGAUAUCAAGACACUUGGCAUGGCGUUAUGGCGUACAUUCACCUUGCAGGACAUCUAUGAGUGGACCAUUCAGCCUUGGAUUUCGUCAAAGAAACCCCAACAUGGACGCCCUAUCAUUCGAGACUUCUCAGGCGUAGUCGAGAGCGGAGAGAUGAUGCUCGUUUUGGGUCGUCCAGGAGCCGGAUGCUCGACAUUCCUCCGCACCGUCGCCGGCCACCACUCUUCGUUUCUGGGGGUGACGGGAUCGAUUGACUAUUCCGGUCUGAGCCCAGAUGAAGUUCGAAAGCACUAUAGCAGUGCAGUAGCCUACGUGCCCGAAGACGAUGUGCAUUUCCCGACCCUCAAUGUGCGACAGACCCUUGAGUUUGCCUUGAAGAGCAAGACUCCCAAGCGCUUCCAGGAGCGAAUCCCUAAAUAUCUCGAGAUCUACGGUCGAGUCUUCGGCAUGACCCACACGAUGAAUACCCUGGUGGGCAACGAGUACAUUCGAGGUGUCUCGGGCGGCGAGCGGAAACGUAUCUCCAUCAUUGAAUCCCUCGCUACUGACUCAUCCGUGACUUGUUGGGAUAACUCGACUCGUGGUCUAGACGCUUCGUCUGCGCUGGACUACGUUCGCAGCUUGCGGAUCAUGACGGACACUUGUGGUAAGGCCACCUUGCUCACCUUGUAUCAAGCCUCUGAUGCAAUCUAUGAGCUUGUGGACAAGGUGCUUUUGAUCGACGAAGGUCGAAUGCUGUUCCAGGGCCCAGCUGGCGAGGCCAAGCGGUACUUUGAGGAGCUUGGAUACGAAUGUGCCGAUAUGCAGACCAUUUCAGAUUUUCUGACCAGUAUCACGGUACCGGAGCGACGACGCUUUCGCGUAGGCUGGGAAGACCGCGCUCCGAAGGGGCCGACUGAGCUGGAAACUGCAUUUCGACAGAGUGCUGCAUUCAGAGGUAUCGAGAAAUUGGUUGAAAAGUACGAUGAUCAGCGAAAUAGCGACAAAUCCAAUGGAGCUUGCUCAUCAGACUCCGAGUCUGGUAGUGUGGAGGACUUCAAGCGUACUUUGCAGAGCGACAAAUCCCGCUUCGUCUCGUCCAAAUCUCCUUACACCAUCUCGCUCUUCCGUCAAAUCGUGCUUUGCGCCCAGCGGCAAAUGUGGCAGCUCCGGGGUCACAUGGGUCCACUGUACAUCAAGUUGAUAUCUGCGGUGGUUUAUGGCCUUCUGAUUGGAUCUAUGUUCUAUGAUCAGCCCCAGACUACCGAGGGCAUGUAUUCGCGUGGUGGUGUGCUCUUUUACUCUUCUAUCUUACUUGCCUGGCUACAGAUGUCUGAGCUUGAAGAAGCGAUGCAGGGCCGAGAUAUUCUUAGUCGGCAGAAGAAGUUCGCCUUUGUGCGACCUAGCGCCGUUUGUAUGGCCCGAGUUGCACAGGAUAUGUUGGUGACUGCAUUGCUCACCUUGCUAUAUCUUAUCGUCAUGUACUUCCUGUCGGGGCUGCGAUCUGAUGCUGGUCCAUUUUUCAUCGACUUCCUCUUCAUCUACAUGUGCACAAUCUGUCUGACAGCGCAAUUUCGUGUGUUUGCAGCCUUGUCCAAUAAUUUCGAAGUUGCUUUGCGCUACUGCGGAGUGUCUGUGCUGUUUUGCAUCGUUUUUGGUGGCUAUGUCCUGUCUGUUGACAAGAUGAUUCAGGAUGUUCCGUGGGUUGGUUGGAUAGCUUACACAACGCCCGCUUUGUACACCUAUGAAUCGGUCAUGGCCGCCGAGUUCCACAAUGUCAAUUUUACUUGUGCAACCGGCUCGAUCAUUCCAGCAGGGUCCAAUUACACCGAUGUCGCCUAUCAGACUUGUGCAUAUGCUGGAAGUCAGAUUGGCAGCACUGUGGUAAAUGGAGACGACUACCUGGCAGCACAAUUUGGAUUCUAUUAUAGCCAUGUGUGGCGCAACUUUGGCAUUCUUUGCCUUUUUACUAUCUCUUUUAUCGGCCUCACGUGUUGGCUGAGUGAAGUAAUGGAAUGGGAAUUGGACAGUGCUGGCCCGAUUCAGUAUAAAAGUUCUCGUCGCUUGCUCAAGCGGAAGAAUGAAACCUGUAGCGACGAGGAGAACAGUCCUGUCUCGGUUGACCCUAAAUUACCCCGUGCCGAAAGUUCCAUGGGUUCACCCGGACAGCCACUAUCUGCUACUGAAUCCACAUUCACCUGGUCGGACCUUGAGCUCGAUGUACAUAUUGGCAAAGAGACGCGAAAGUUGUUGGAUAAUGUGUGUGGCUUUUGCAGGCCAGGCAGUCUUACGGCUCUUGUUGGCGCAUCGGGUGCAGGAAAGUCGACUUUGUUAACAGCGCUUACCCAAAGACAGAGUGCCGGUACCUUGACCGGCUCAAUGUAUGUGGACCACGAGCCGAUCAAUGACUCUUUCAAUCGACAGAUUGGAUACUGUCAGCAAAUGGACAUCCACGAUGAAAGCAGUACUAUUCGUGAGGCGUUUCAAUUCUCAGCUCUUCUCCGACAGAGUCGUGAAACUCCCAAGGAUGAGAAGCUAGCCUAUGUGGAGACUGUGCUGCACACUUUAGACCUAAUUGAACUGCAAAACGCGGUGAUUGGGUCAUUGGAUAUUGAGAAGAAGAAGCGAGUUACGAUUGGAGUCGAGCUAUGUGCUCGUCCUCGACUGCUUCUAUUCCUAGACGAACCGACUAGUGGACUUGAUAGCCAGGGUGCAACCAGCAUUGUGGCCCUGCUUCGUCGCCUUGCGAACCAAGGAUUGGCAGUUCUUUGCACUAUCCACCAGGCCAACCAGCAACAGUUUGAAGAGUUCGAUCGCGUCCUUGCCUUGAGCCCCGGUGGAAGCACUUACUACUUCGGACCAGUCGGCCAAUCUGGGAAAGCUAUCUUUGAUUAUUUCAAAAAGAACGGCCAUAACCCACAGAAUGUCACAAAUGCUGCAGACUUCCUUAUUGAAGUGGUUGUUGGUGGCAUGAAAUUUUCACAGAGCCAAAUUAACUGGGCCUCGAUCUGGCGAGACUCUGAAGAGGCUGAGCAUGUCAAAAAAGAGAUCUCCACUAUUCGCUCUCACAAUAACAAGAGGCGAGGAAUUUCGGAACCACCAUCUUUGCCGCCUCUUUACCAGCAGAUUAUUUUGCUUACACAGCGAACAUGUCGCCAGUUCUGGCGUACAGCCGAGUAUCCGUACUCGAGAAUCUACGCAUCAUUCCUCCACGCAUUCAUCAAUGGCCUUACUUAUCUCCAAAUAGGAAAUAGUACGACCGAUCUUCAGUCGAAAGCUUUCUCUGCAUUUUUGGUCUUGAUGCUGGUUCCUGAAUUCAUCAACGCCAUCUCUAUGAGAUUCAUCUUGAACCGCGAUAUCUGGCUAGCACGGGAGGGUCCCAGUGGAGUGUAUAGCUGGGUCGCGUUCAGCACUGCACAGAUCAUUUCGGAGAUCCCGUACGCUAUUGUCGGUGGGGUGAUUUUCUACGUAAUGUACUACUUCAUGGUCGGACUUCCUCUAGGGUUUGCAGCAGGAUACAGUUUCCUGAUGUUCUUCCUCUUCUUCCUUUUUGCUACUUCGUGGGGACAGUGGAUUGCUGCUUUGAGCUCGGAUUCAAUGGUCGCGGCUACUCUCAUGCCCUUCUUCAUUAUCAUGUGUGAACUCUUCAAUGGCAUCCUGCGCCCUCACGAGCAAAUGCCUGCUUUUUGGAAGUACACCAUGUACUAUAUCACACCGUUCACAUACUGGAUUGGCGGUGUCUUGACUUCGGUCCUUCGCGGGACCACAGUCGUCUGUAAUGAGAGCGAAUUGACUCUCUUCCAAAGCCCACCGCAUAUGACUUGCGGCGAGUAUGCCAAUUCUUGGCUUACCGCCAAGGGAAUUGGGUAUCUUUCGAACCCGGAAAGCACUGAAGUCUGCGGAUAUUGCGAGUACAGCUACGGUGAUGAUUACCUUUCUGGAAUUGGGCUAGACGACUCAGUCAUCUGGCCGUACUUUGGCAUCUUUCUUGCCUUUACCAUUGCCAACUACUUGAUGGUAUAUCUUCUAGUGUAUGUGCGAUCUGUAAAAUGGGGAUCAAAGUAA